Messenger RNA from Prorocentrum cordatum, 765 nucleotides. Lineage: Eukaryota; Dinophyceae; Prorocentrales; Prorocentraceae. The record is from the annotation of a GenBank genome assembly.
GGCGGUCCGCCGGGCGUCGAGCAGGCCCAGGUGCUCGUGGAACAGGCUUCGGGGUUCUCUUCGAGAACCGGGCCGCGGCCGAGGCGCACUUCGGGGCGCCGGUGUUCCCGGCGCCGCUCGGCAACGUCGGCGGCGACCAAGCCAGGCGGCAGUGCGAAGCAUCGCGUCAUCCAGGACUUGAAGGCGAAUUCCGUCAACGAGGCGGUGGCCCUCACCGAGCGCCAAGUCCUACCCGCGAUCCACGACCACGCCAUCGACCUCGCGAUGCUCUCCGCGCAAGCCCGCCAGGGGGAGGUCGCGUGGACACUCGUGUUGGACUUGGCGGAUGCGUUCAUGUCGGUGCCGCUCCACGUCGACGAGAACAGGCUGGCGCUCUACCUCCAGGCCGCCGAGGGGGACUUCGUCGCGUGGCGCGUUCUCGGGUUCGGCGGCAAACCUAACCCCGUCGCAUUCGGCCCGGUUGUCUCUUUCGCGGCACGGACGGCGCAAGCAUUGUUUCGCCCUUUCGCGCAGUCGACGGCCCGCCACGCCAGCGCGGCCGCGUUCGUAUUAGGCCGCCCGUUCUCCCGGCCGCCGCUUUGGACGGCGCGUUGCGGCUGGAAGUUCGGCUUGGCUUUGCGUGCGAUUGCCCUGGCUGCCCGCGGUGCCGCCUUCCAGAAGUGCUUCAGGGGUGCUGGUGGCGUGCCUGACAGCGGAGGCGAACGUGGGCAGGGGUCUCCGUCGCGCGGCCGGAGCACCCCGCUCGUGGCACGCCCGUCGCUGAAG